AUGUACUCAGAAGAUAACAAACAGCAACAGCAACAGCAACAGCAACAGCAACAACAACAACAAACUAAUGCGCAACUGCAUUGUCACCAGGGGCAACUGACACAACAGCAACAACAUCCUCAGCAGCAGCAGCAACAGGAACAUCAAUCACAUAGUCGUCUGCACCUGCGUCUGCACCUUCGCCACCACCACCACCACAACCACCAUCAUGAGCUGUUGACCCAACUGCAACAACACUCUGGUCCAACUUUAGCUACUCCAACGGCAUUGCCACCUUUUACUGCCAACACCUCAACACAUCACAAUACACCUCAAUUGUUGAUACCAGAACAACAGCAAGCUCAGUUCAGACAAGUUUGCUUUGAUUCUUCAACUCCUUCAGGAUCUUUUCCCGCAUCUGUUGAGGCAGCAACUACAUCGACUACUGGUAACAAUUUUCACACAACUGCACCAAAGUUGCCAAACUUACCUCCAUCAACACCUUUUGCUCCUGAACAACAACAACAACAACAGAAACAGGAACAGGAACAGGAACCUACUACGAGCAGCCAAAAGAGACUUUCUUCCUCCUCAUCCGAUUCUAGCAAACGCCUAAGGCUUGAAAAUGGUCAUCGUGCUACCAAUUCAAGUACGAGUAACAAAACCCCUUCUCAUACAUCGUCCACCGGUAACACCACCAGCACAAACUCUACCAUUGCAACAGCCACGCCACCAGUUACAAAGACACCCAAAUUUGUACGCAAGUUUAGGUCAAGGUCGUUACCUAUCAUCAACUACAACAACCCAAACUCGGCAUUUUUCCCUCACUACCGCAAGAAGCACAAUAACGUGUUUUUACAAGCUAAUGUACCGAUUGCAACCGCAGAGGAGACCAACACCCAACUUUCCACGUCUUCAUCCACUACCACCACACCAAUUUCAUCAGUCCCACCUGUCCCACCCAUCAAUCUCCAAUCUUUGAAGGAAAUCGACUUGCAUGAAAUUCUCAAAAACCCACAACUACGUCAUGAUAUACUUUUCGAUCCCCAGUUACAAUUCAGGCCAAACUUGGAUGGUGAAAGAGGUAAACGUAAAAAAUCAAUCAUAGACAAGUACUGGUUGGAGAUUCAAAAAGAGUGCCAACAGUUUUUCAUCCCAAAUAUUGACCCGAAAAGUUUAAAAAUUACUAGGUUGCCUGUUUUGUUCACCACUUUGAGAGACAUAUUGUUGUCAUUGUUACCAACAAAGGAUCGUCAACAAGUUUCAGAAAUCAUGGACAUUGAGUUGUUAGUACAACAACUACACCAUGGAAGUUUUGAUUUUGUUGAAAUGAGUAAAUGGUUGGGUGAUGUUUUCAAGCUGCAUUGUGCACCAAUGAGGGACCAGUGGGUACUGGAAAUGAGCGCCAAGUUUAUCGAUGCAGCCAAAUACAAUAGUGUGGGAUUUCUUGUUGGUGGAUUGAGAAUGAUUUUCCAAAUUUUGGAAGCGAUGAAGUUGGAUGUGGCAAACCAUCAGAUUAGGAUACUAAGACCAGUGUUGAUUGAAACAGCCGUUGAUUUCGAGCGUGACUACUUCCAAACUCUAAUCAGUCACCAGAAAAUCAACAUCAAUGACUCAUUGAACUGGUUUUACAAGAAAUUUGUGAAAAAGACUACUGAUGUUGAUUACAGUAACUUGCAAGUCAAUGAAGCCACGCUAAAACCUAUUGUCAUUAGCUCCAUCAUUGACUUGUUGUCGUGUCGUCAAAUGGCCACUGAAUUUCCAUCUACAUUGACAUUUGAUCAUACAAGGUUGGUUCUUUUACGUGCCGAUGUUCGUCAAUUAGUCUGCGUUCAAUUAUGCGUUGUUUUGUAUAAGCAAUUGGUUGUCAAUGCCAAAGCCAGUACACAAUUAUUAUCUCCGGAUAAUAUAACCAAAGUUCAACAAGAAGUAUUGGCUAUAGUCACUGAUGACAAUGGUAAUGUCAAAUGGACCAAGAAUAUCCAAUCGAUUGCACUACAAUUGGUUAAGAAUGCUGUGCCGAACAAGGAGUUACCCCAGGGUUUGGUUGAAUUUAGUUACAAUUGGCUCGCAAAACACAUACAGCCAAGUUCCGAAGUGUAUGGCUUGAUGGAAGCGAAAAUAUUCAAAGAGUUGAUGGCGGAAAUAGCGGUGCUUUCUGAGGAAAAGAGUACUGAGCCGGCCCAGGCUUCAAACACAGAAAUGAAAAAUAUAGCCCAAAGGAUUGCCACAUUGGUCAAUUUCCAUUGGAGUGUGUUUGGAUCUUACUAUUUGGACCAUAUACAAUCACAAUACCCCAAAUUGCAAAUGAGACAACAAGAAGAAAAGAGGAGAUUAGAGGAAGCAGCGGCCGCGGCAGCAGCAGCACGGGCAGCAGCUAAAACAGGGAGUGGCGACGAUGAAGAUACCGUCAUGUCUAUUGUUGAUGAAAAUACUACAGCCACCAGCAGCACACCACAAGGCGCACAGCAUAGCAGUCAAGCUAGACCACACGAGCAUCGUAAUGGGAGUACGAGUACUGGAUCAGCAACAAGUGGUGAAAACAACAACAACAACAACAACAACUCCACCACCACUAACAACAACAACAGUAGUAAUAACAGCAAUAACUUGGACAACAAUAACAAUACAUCGGCACCAUUGAGCAUGUUAUCUUAG
Molecule: messenger RNA, 2637 nt
Organism: Lodderomyces theae
Lineage: Eukaryota; Fungi; Ascomycota; Pichiomycetes; Serinales; Debaryomycetaceae
Gene: SOK1
Product: Sok1p
Exons: 1
Coding region: 1-2637 (878 amino acids)
Source: RefSeq, a predicted model, not a curated record